CGCUGAGGCGGACGGGGACCCACCUGGGCUUCUCUUUCUCUCUUCUCGUUUACCUACACUUCUCCGCCUCCCUCCCGCUCGUCCUGCUCCCCGGGAAGGCUCGGCGCCCCGCAGCUCUGAUCCCUCGGUGGUUUGUCUCUCCCCAUUCCCGGGAAAGCACCUGAAGGUGGAUCUAAUAAACCUCCCGGCUGUCUCUCCAAGGGCACUUCUUCCAAAGCAACGGCAUGGAUGCAAGAUUUUAUCCGGCUGCGGCGGGCGGCUCUCUUCCCGGAGAUAACUCCAACCUGGACUUUGCCCAGUGUUUGGGUUACUACAACAAGUUUGGAAACAAUAACAACUACAUGAACAUGGCAGAAGCAGGUAAUGCAUGUCUUGCUGCAAAUCAGACGUUCCAUACACUGAGCCAUGGGGAUGAGGAGUUUGAAAUCCCACCCAUUACUCCCCCACCCGAGUCAGACCCAGCGCUGGGGAUGUCAGAUAUGCUGCUGCCCUUUCAGGGCCUUGGUGAUCAACUGCCUCCACAAGGAAAUGAAUUUACACCUCAGUUUCCUCCCCAGAGCUUGGAUCUUCCCUCUAUUACAGUAUCCCGCAAUCUUUUGGAGCAAGAUGGCAUCAUCUACAGCAAUGGAUUGCAUAUGGAUCAGAGUCACACACAAGUUUCCCAGUAUCGCCACAAUCACUCUCUGAUUAUGAGAUCUAUAGUCCACAUGACUGAUGCUGCUCAUUUGGGAAUUAUGCCUCCUUCUCAGCUAACCACCAUUAACCAGUCUCAGCUAAGUGUGCAGCUGGGUCUAUAUUUAGGAGGCACUAAUUUGCCACACACUUCUCCCUCCCCACCUGCCAGUAAAUCAGCCACUCCUUCCCCAUCCAGCUCUAUAAAUGAAGAAGAUGCAGAUGAAUCAAAUAGAGCUACUGGAGAAAAAAGAGCUGCCCCGGAUCCUGGCAAGAACACCAAGACUCCAAAGAAGAAGAAAAAGAAAGAUCCCAAUGAGCCACAAAAGCCAGUGUCAGCAUACGCCCUUUUCUUCAGAGAUACACAAGCUGCAAUUAAAGGGCAGAACCCAAAUGCUGCAUUUGGAGACGUUUCAAAAAUAGUGGCAUCUAUGUGAGACAGUUUAGGAGAAGAACAAAAACAGGUAUAUAAAAGAAAAACUGAAGCUGACAAAAAAGAAUACCUAAUGGCACUUGCUGCUUAUAGAGCAAGCCUUGUUUCUAAGGUAGUUGCCGAGACAUAUGCAAUUAUGAAUCAGAUUGUAGCUUCUGUCGCCAUUGCACCAAACAUGCCAACAAACAUUGCUGCCCCACUGAUAAGCUCUAUGGAAACAAAUAUGGUGGCAAUGCCAUCUUCGUCUCAAGUCAGUCCCUCAAUGCAAAGCCAGCAGCGCCAGAUACAGCAGCUCCACCAGCAACAGAUGCAGCAGAUGCAACAGCAGCAACUACGUCAGCAUCAAAUGCAUCAGCAAAUACAGCAGGAAAUGCAUCAGCACCACAUGCAACAACAUUUGCAGCAGCAGAAGCAUCUUCAGCAGCAAAUUAAUCAACAGCAAAUGCACCAGCAACUGCAGCACAUGCAGCUGCAGCAAACGCAACAGCAGCAAAUGCAGCAUAUCCAAUACCAGUCACAGCCUUCUCCUCAGCAGCAUUCUCCAGUAGCCUCUCAGAUCACUUCUCCUAUCCCUGCCAUUGGGAGCCCUCAGCCAGCACUUCAGCAGCACCAGUCACAAAUACAAUCUCAGACACAGACUCAAGUAUUAUCACAGGUCAGUAUUUUCUGAAGAGAAAUGAUCUUGCAACAUGGGUUUGUGUUGAUG
Messenger RNA from Pezoporus flaviventris, 1811 nucleotides. RefSeq names its product TOX high mobility group box family member 3-like. NCBI's taxonomy places the organism in Eukaryota, Metazoa, Chordata, Aves, Psittaciformes, Psittacidae. The transcript has 8 exons. Gene Ontology annotation, biological process: regulation of transcription by RNA polymerase II. Gene Ontology annotation, cellular component: nucleus. Gene Ontology annotation, molecular function: chromatin DNA binding. The record is from RefSeq and is a predicted model, not a curated record.